Caenorhabditis remanei is the source of this 1629-nucleotide messenger RNA. RefSeq lists its product as uncharacterized. Lineage: Eukaryota; Metazoa; Nematoda; Chromadorea; Rhabditida; Rhabditidae. Bases 1 to 1629 code for a protein of 542 amino acids. The transcript is spliced from 11 exons. Gene Ontology annotation, molecular function: metal ion binding. The record is from RefSeq and is a predicted model, not a curated record.
AUGAAUGAGCAGAAUGAAAACUCGUGUAUGUCGUCACCAGGAGGAUCCACACAAGAGACACCAAAACAUCUUCGCUGGCUGAACACUUACCGUACCGAAAAAUGCUCUCUAUUCGAUCAAAAGCAAUGUGAGGAACAUCGUCCAUACACCUGCUUUUUCUGGCACUAUCCAAGCCAACGCAGACGCAGACCAGUUCUUCUAGCUGAUGGCACUUUCAACUACAGCCCGGAUGUUUUCUGCAAUCAAUAUGACACAGAAACCGGACGUUGUCCAAAUGGGGACAGCUGUCGCUUUCUCCAUCGUGUCACUGGUGACACCGAAAGAAAGUACCAUCCGAGGUACUUCAAAACUGCUCAAUGUGUCCAUCCGACCAACUACAAAGGUUAUUGCGUAAAGAACGGUCCCUCCUGCGCAUACGCUCACGGACCCCACGACACCCGUUACCCCACUUUCGAGAAGCCCCUGAAGAGCACUCAAACCGCUCCAGCAGAUAUCCAGGAUACCUACUUUUGCAAGCCAGGAGCCGAGUGGCAGUCUCAAGAGUACAUAUUGGAGCACUACAAAACCGAGAAGUGCAAGAUAACGCCGUAUAUGUGUCGUCAGGGGUAUUCCUGCCCGUUUUGGCAUUCUUUCAAGGACAAGAGACGCUGUCCGGAUAAGUAUAACUAUCGCUCCACCCCUUGUCCAGCCGUCAAAAUAGGCGCUGACUGGUCCAACGACCCGGAUGUCUGCCACGCCGGAGACUCAUGCGGUUACUGUCACUCCCGCACCGAGCAGCAAUUCCACGAGGAUUUUUACAAAACUUCGAGAUGCAACGACAUGUUGGAGCACGGAUUCUGCCCUCGUCACUAUUUCUGCGCCUUUGCCCAUAGUGAUCUGGAGGAGCAAGGAGUCAGAUCGGCUGGAAAGAAGGCUAAAAAUGAGACGUGCCGGAUUAACUUUGAGCGCACCGAACAACGUCCACGCUCCAACACUGUCGGACCGAUGAGUCCAGUAAAAGAGAUGAAGGACCCGAGAUCCUCUCUCUUUACCACUUCCUACUCUUCCUUGUUCGGAGUGGAUAGUGCUGUGGACCUCGGCCAGUCAUUCGGAAAACUGGAUGAUCUACAUUUGGACCUUCAGAUGAUGGAGCAGAAUGGAAAUUAUUCCAAUAUGGUGAAUGAAGUGCUAUCACCGGCUCUGAGCAAUAUGAUGAGCCCAGGACCAUCCAGCUCCCAACACCAGCCGCCGCAAUUUGAAAACCUGGCCCAACGAUGCCAGUACCUUGAAGGAAUGAGGGAGCAGGAAAUGAAGAACGCAACGAUUUGGAAAGCGCUCUUCGAGAAGGAGCGCAUAAAGAACGCGUGGCUCCAGGAGGACCGAGAGCACCUUCUGGCACAAAUCAAGGCAAUGGAGAUGCAGCUAGGGGAAUUAUAUGUUGGGGAUAACAUGCUCCCCCUUCAAGUAAAGCUGCCGGAAGAGCACCCGGACAUUCGUCCCUCCGCAAGUCUCCCAAACAGUCCGUCGUAUAAUAUCUUUGUGAAAUACGACGACGACGAGGCCCCAGUGUGCGCCCAAUGUGGAAGAACCCCACCACCACCUGGAUUCCAGGUCACCACGUCCUGCACCUUAUGCAAGAAUCAUUCUUAG